AUGUGAACCGUUAAUUCCUCGACUUUAUACUAACUUAUCACACUAAAAUCUUUAACUGACAACACUAUCAAUGUAAUUAUUCGACGAAAACAUGAAAUAGCAUGCGUUUUGAGUGUUUGCGCGUGAAAAAAAGUACGAAAAUGCCUAAAAAACAUGCUUCUAAUGUCGAAAAUCUUGUUUGUGUUCGGAUGUGUGCAGCCCGUGUGGUGUUUGUGGAGUUUUUGGAAGCUAGAUGAUGUGUGGAAACGGAAAAGCGUAUUGCAAGAUGUGGAGCUGGGUGGAUAUUUUAAGGACGUUACAGGUAGAGUUUUUGUCACGAUGUUCGGCUAUCCAUCCAGAUGUCAAAGGAAGGGGUUUUCCCACGCUUGUACACUCUCAGUGGCUUGCUGGUGGGUAGGGGGGUCCAGCCAAUCUGGAUGCGGUGCCAGUCCUUGGAUAGUAGCCUGCUGUGUCAAACAUAUCAAGAAAAAGGAUGAGGAGGAGUUGUACGAUAUGGAUUAUUCUGAAAAUGAAAUCCAGAUUAAAGACAAAUCAGUUAUGGCACCUAUGGAAAGAAGAAACGGGUUGUUCGAUAUAGAAGAUGAUAAUUGUGGCAUAUCGAAUGACAGGAUAAUGCAGAAGAGAAUCGUUGGUGGAAAAGAAGCCAGAUUUGGUCAAUUUCCAUGGCAAGCUUACAUUAAAGUAUCCAAUUACCAAUGUGGAGGUGUUAUAGUUUCCAGAAAAUACGUAGCUACAGCUGCCCAUUGUAUUUUCACAGCCAAACUGUCCGAUAUCUUGGUGUAUUUAGGCGAGUUGGAUACGGAGGAUAGUAGAAAAAUCGAAGAACCCCAACCAGCUGAACUACACAGGGUGAAGAAAUUACUGAUUCAUCCCAAGUUUGAAUACAAAGCAACCCAACCUGACAGAUUCGAUUUGGCGCUAUUGGAACUAGUGACAGAAGCAGGCUUCAACUUCCACAUUUCCUCCAUUUGUUUGCCGGAUAAGAACAUCAAACUGACAGCUAGAGAUGCGGUAGUAGCCGGGUGGGGCAAAGUCAACCCGUGGGAUAAGGUGAUGGGCACAAAUAUACUCAGAAGUGUUGCAGUUCCUAUUUUAGAUAUAAGAGAAUGCAGAGCCUGGCAUAAGAUAAAACAAAUAGACGUUGAUCUGCAUUCAGAAAUGAUAUGUGGAGGUCACAAGGAAGGCAAACGCGAUGCCUGUCUUGGCGAUUCUGGAGGACCAUUGAUUGUUUUAGAAAAAGGUCGUUGGACUUUGGUAGGAAUAACCAGCGCUGGAUUUGGUUGCGGUGAAGCACAACAACCUGGAAUUUACCACAAGAUCCCUACGACUGUGGACUGGAUAAAAACCAUCAUUCAUAACCAAUUGUGAUAAAUAAUACUCAUUAUAUUUAGUUUCUAUAAUAUUGUAAUUAUAUUUAUUAUUGUAACGCAAUCUUACAAAACUCA
Molecule: messenger RNA, 1445 nt
Organism: Sitophilus oryzae (rice weevil)
Lineage: Eukaryota; Metazoa; Arthropoda; Insecta; Coleoptera; Curculionidae
Product: serine protease 27
Exons: 7
Coding region: 154-1368 (404 amino acids)
Biological process (GO): proteolysis
Molecular function (GO): serine-type endopeptidase activity
Source: RefSeq, a predicted model, not a curated record